GUGUGUUUGAGUUAGUAAUUCUGUAGAACAUGAAAACGGAAAACUCAAUUGCGUCCCCCUACCUCCAAGGAGAGAUUUCCGACAAUGAUGACUCACAAAAAUAAUCGUCUCUUUAUUAAGCUCUAGGUCAUGAAGGUAUGAAGGUAUAAUGCCUAUUCUACAGUAAUACAUUUCACUAAUUGGUGGUGUGUAGGACUAACGGUACAGAGACGUAAUUUUCGAUAUACAAUGUAAUAUACAUGUAAUAGAGAUGUUGAAAUAUUUGUUUGAGAUUGGCAAGAUUUCUGUAACGGGCUUUUUCAUUAAAGUCAGGAGCUGCAGAACGAUCUUUUUUAAAGCGUGUGUUUUUUAGGAUAACAUCGCUAUAUGAUCAUCACUUUCAAGCUCAGUACAUGGUCACUGAUUAAAGUGUGUGUGUGUGUGUGGGGGGGGGGGGCGGUCAAAUCACCAAGACACCCCCUUCAACCACUACACCAGAAAUAAAAAACAACAACCGAUAUUUGAUAUGCAACCAAUGAAAUACGCGUAUUUAGCAGGACCUGUGCUUAACUUUUUUUGAGUUGCGAUAAUCGCAAUUCUUUCUGCGACGAGCAUCAGAUCAGGUAAAUGUUUAAGGCCAGUGUGUAAAAAACACUAUUUAGCCCUCUCAUGACAUUAAUGUAACUUCUAAUAUUUACAUAAUGUUACAGGUCUUUUUCAACUACGGACGGUACGGGAAGAUCGUGUCUGUACCAGAGCAUAUCAGUGAGAGUUUUCUCCUUCACGAACAUAAAUUCUAUGGCAUGCAAAACACUAUAGCCAACGCCAUAAGAACCUACUUUGUGGAGAAAAGUAAAGGUCCCAUGUCAAUACAGUUAGAGAAAGUAACAAUCACAGAAUUGGCCAUGGACAAGAAAUACCUUCACCACAAUGUGUAUGGUAUCAUCAGAGGGACACAGCUAUGUUGCUUCACCAAUGUUCUUGGAAAAGGCGUCUGUUACAAAGAUGUCGGACGAUUCUUUAUCUACGAAAAACCUCAUGAAAAACAAACUGCUUUGUUCAGAACCAACUGUUGGCGAUGCAAGCACACCGACUGUCUAGCUGACGAUGCUCUCAUUGGCCUAGAAGGAUGGUGUCAUAAGUGCUCUCUUUGUCUCCGAUGUCAAGAUAUCUUGUGCGAAUCGUCAAGCAAAAGAGAUAACGUGGACGAUCCCGAUAGUUAUCCGAAUGGAAAUGCAAUCGUCCGAAAGACAGCUUCUGCUGUAUUUGUUUCUAACACUUCACCUAAUGUGUUGACCCAAGAACCUUCAUAUAAGGAAGUGGUGAGUGACGACGAUGAUGACGAGGAAGUCGACCUUCGUGCCAUGAUCACAGACCCAUUAGCAGAUAUGACAUUGAAAAACAAGCAGAAAGGUGUUUCUGGGAUGUCAUCCAAGAAAUUCUCUUUGAUCCCUCCAGAAGAUGAAGGAAGCAAGCUAAUUGAACCUCCAAACAACAGAUUGAAGUUGCCCAAGAUACAUGCCUCGAAAGCGGUGCCAGCAGGGUCUGGGAUUUCGGUAGCAAAAGGCAUGAGGUAUAUAAGACGAAAUACUGAACCGGCUGCUUUGAAUAUUGACCAGUUUGCAAUUUUUUUAGAUCGUGGGGAGUGGCGAAAGUUUGAUUUUGAGCUAAAGACGGUCUAAAAAAUGUUUAUAAGCUAUACAAGUGACCUCAUCAUCAAUUUUUCCAAAAGGGUAGGUAGCUAGGGGAACCGUGAUUUAAGCUACGCCUACCGUCGUUUUCUUCAUUCAUUUCUUUCUCAAAAUAAUUAAAUACAAGAGUUGCCAGAUAUAAGAGUUGUAUAAUUUCUCAUAUUUAUACAUAUACAUAUAGAUAGAAGGAUAGAUGGAUGGAUGGAUGGAUAGAUAGAGAAAUAAUUUCGUUAAUUGGAGUAUUGGAAAGUGCUCAAUACCCUGGGGUAGAGCAAGUCCGGGGGGGGGGGCACUCAGUUUAUA
Messenger RNA from Lytechinus variegatus (green sea urchin), 1973 nucleotides. RefSeq lists its product as uncharacterized. Bases 681 to 1661 code for a protein of 326 amino acids. Lineage: Eukaryota; Metazoa; Echinodermata; Echinoidea; Temnopleuroida; Toxopneustidae. The transcript is spliced from 2 exons. The record is from RefSeq and is a predicted model, not a curated record.